AUGAGUACAAAGUAUGAAAGAUUUCGGUAUUACCUGGGUACCGCACAAAUAAACGUAUUGAACCUAUGCUAUAGUGCACCAACUACGGAUUUGGAUGACUGCGAGGGCUGUUUUAUAUCUGACUUCCAACAUAAUUUGCCGGCUCUUAUUGGGUUUUCCGAUUAUCAGGAUUGUUUGACUAGUGCAAACAUCACCACAGACACAUUAUACGCUGUCGGAAUGUCUCCGAAGCUUACUCUUCCAAAGGGCGUCGAGUUACUAUGCCUUCACGGACGGUUUCGGUUAGAGGCUGCAAAACGAGAGGGGUCGCAAAGUCAAGACGAUUGGUGGCUCGUUGAUCUUUACACUUCAGGUGACUGCAUAAUCUUCUUGUUACAUGUGGCUGCUAAAUAG
Molecule: messenger RNA, 393 nt
Organism: Exserohilum turcica Et28A
Lineage: Eukaryota; Fungi; Ascomycota; Dothideomycetes; Pleosporales; Pleosporaceae
Exons: 1
Coding region: 1-393 (130 amino acids)
Source: RefSeq, a predicted model, not a curated record